AUGUCAACGCAAUGUGAUCCAGUGGCCGUGGCCACCCAGCAACCGGUCCCACAGAUAUUCGCCAAAGCUGUCGGUGCAGCAGCAGUGCCGUCACUCAUCCAUCAACGCAAACGGUUUAGGCUACCUUCGGUGUUGAUGCGCUCUGGAACUUCUAGGGGUCUUUUUAUCCAUCGACAUCACCUUCCGCCAUCGCAGGCUGAAUGGGGUUCCAUCCUUAUCGGCGCUUUGGGUUCUAGAAACGAUGAUCCUCGCCAGCUUGAGGGAGUUGGGGGUGCCACGUCAACUACGUCAAAGGCUGUGGUUGUUUCAAAGUCUUAUAAACCAGGCAUUGAUGUUGAAUAUACGUUUGCGCAGAUCACGGUUGGCCAGGAAAGAGUUGACAUGACCGGAAAUUGUGGUAAUAUGGCCUCUGGAAUUGCGGCUUUUGCACUGGAAGAGGGUCUAGUUACUGCAAAACCGGGCGAAUCAGAGAUAUCGGUCCGAAUAUUUAAUACAAACACACGGACUGUCCUGGUGGAAACGAUUCAAGUCGAUAUCGACGGGCACUUUCUUGAAGAUGGAAAUUAUAGAAUUAGCGGCGUCAAAGGUACCGGAAGCAGCAUCAAAGUAUCAUUUUUGAAUCCCGGAGGAAGUAUGACUGGGAAAACAUUCCCGACAGAAAACCGUCAGGAUGAUAUUAUGGUGCAUGCCAACAGUCUUCCGGCACCCUUUGUUGUUAAAGCAACGCUGAUUGACGUAUCCAACCCUUUUAUUUUUGUGGAUGCGUCUUCCUUGCCUCCUGAUUUCCACGCUGCUGGACCAGAUGCAGAUAUAUCACUUGAUAUAAUCGAAGCCAUCCGACGACAAGGGGCAGUCGAAUACGGUCUUGCUAGCGAUGUCCAAGAUGCUGGUCUUAGAAGAGGCACUCCAAAAAUUGCACUCGUGUCAAGACUUAUGGCUUCGUCGAUGCAAACUACGAAAAUACCAGAUAUUUCUGUCCUGGCCUACAGUAUGGGCAAGGUUCACCCGAGUGUCCAGCUCACUGGAGCCGUGUGUCUCGGAGCUGCUGCAUGUCUUGAGGGGACUGUUGUCUCAGAGCUGAUGACAGAAAAUCCAAAACCAUCAACAAAGGACAUUUUUGAAUUGGCAAGUCAGCAAAAUCAAAGAAACAAGCCGGGACGCAGUGUAGUUAUCGGUCACAAUAGCGGUAUUAUUGACGUCGACGUUGAUGUGACUGCGGAUGAUGAAGUGCGGAGUGUGACAGUUUUUCGAACAGCUCGGAGAUUAUUUGAGGGCACUAUUAUUGUUCCAGUAUAG
Molecule: messenger RNA, 1296 nt
Organism: Talaromyces rugulosus
Lineage: Eukaryota; Fungi; Ascomycota; Eurotiomycetes; Eurotiales; Trichocomaceae
Exons: 2
Coding region: 1-1296 (431 amino acids)
Source: RefSeq, a predicted model, not a curated record